AUGCUGACGACGACCACCUGGCUGGGAUCCAUUGCCCUCUCGCCGCUGCGCAUCUUCCUCCCCACAGGAUGGACGAACUACAUUGUCUACGUCAUGUCAUUCGUGGCCCACAUGGUUGAUUUCCCCUGGAUGCAGUAUCGGCACAGGCUCGUGGAAUACCUAAAGCACGCGAAGGCUGCGGGGACAAAUGAGAUGGUACUCACAAGUAGCGGCAUCGCGGGUGGAAUUGCCUCCAUGGCGGGUGCCCACGCACACAUCCAAACAAUUGUUUUCGGGUCUCCCGGCUUGCAGCAUCUGCUUCGACUCACUGGUAUCUCGGAGAACGACUACCGCGACUACGUUCUGGCCGUUGGUGCAGCUGGCGGGGCACUGGACAACGUUGGCGGUCAGGACACCAUAAUGAGCCAGAAGCUGCUUUGUAGAGGAAACGCCAUGAGAUGUUUGUUGAUGGAAUACAUCUCCGGGGAGCUACUUAGCAGCUGUGACACCUCUGGGCGACGGCAUGCCGCCAAAUCGGCGGUGUGGGUGCAAUACUUGUUGUUUUAA
Messenger RNA from Trypanosoma rangeli, 546 nucleotides. RefSeq lists its product as uncharacterized. The coding region runs from base 1 to 546 and encodes 181 amino acids. The transcript has a single exon. Lineage: Eukaryota; Euglenozoa; Kinetoplastea; Trypanosomatida; Trypanosomatidae. The record is from RefSeq and is a predicted model, not a curated record.